AUGGCGGCCGCCAACAAGAAGGACCGAGAUGCACUGCGGUUUCAUUGGUUGGAAAGCAAGGAUCCUUUUCGUGUUCGCACGUACCGAUUCACCAGAGCUCUGUUUGGUUUGGGACCCUCGCCGUUUCUGCUUGGCGGCGUAAUUCAGCACCAUCUGAACACUUGCAGACCUACACACCCUGAUCGCGUAGCAGAAAUCGAGCGAGAACUGUACGUUGACGAUCUCAUUUCUGGUGGAGGUACUAUCCAAGAAGCGAAACAAAAGAAAGCUACAGCAACUGAGAUGUUCCACCAGGCCACCUUUCACUUACACAAGUGGCAUUCAAACGUGACUAAACUAGAGCUCACUGAAGAAACUGAAACUGGGGAUGACUUAAGCUACGCCAAGCAACAACUCGGAAUCAAGCCGAGAGAAUGUGGGCUGCUUGGUUUAAAGUGGAACAAACUGACGGACGAAGUUGGAGUUACAAUUCCAGAGGAAGUUGCCCAACCGACAAAGAGAGGGAUUCUGGGAAAAGUGGCGAGGAUCUAUGACCCCCUUGGUCUUAUCGCUCCAAUCACCCUGCAAGGAAAGCUUCUGUACCGCGAUGCCUGUGAAGAGAAACGUGCAUGGGACGCUCCGUUAUCCACCCCCCUAGAACAGCAGUGGCAGAAGUGGGAACGUUCCUUGCCGCAACACGUAACUUGUCCACGAGCACUUACCAGCGUCCAAGAACCUAUCGAGGACAUUAAACUUCAUGCUUUUGGAGACGCGAGCGGAAAGGGCGUGGCCGCUUCUGUGUACGCUGUGGUCAAACAGUCAAGCGCAAUCAACCAAGGCCUGGUUACAGCAAAGGCAAGACUGGCCAAACAAGGGCUGACAAUACCUCGCCGCGAACUGGUCUCCGGUCACAUGGCUGUAAAUCUUCUGACCAACGUACAAGAUGCACUUCAAGGAUUCCCUGUGACUUCGCUGCAUUGUAGGCUUGACAGCAGCGUUGCCUUACAUUGGAUACUAGGAGGAGGAGACUAUAAGCAGUUUGUGGCCAACCGGGUACGAAAAAUUAGAGAACACUCUGAUGUUGUCUGGAGGCACGUACCUACUCAGGAUAAUCCUGCAGAUCUUGCUAGCCGAGGUGGACUGGUAACUGAGGAGAACCAACUGUGGUGGAAGGGACCAGAGUGGCUAAGUGAUCCUGCGAAAUGGCCAGCCGACCUUGUGACCGCGCCCACCGCUGAAUCUAACGCAGAAAUGAAAGCUACAAAGGAGCUCUUUGCCAUGGCCGUUAAAGCUGAUGACGAUCUAGACCAUCUUCUGGCCAAGCACAACUACUGGAAGACUUUGCGAGUGUGCGCUUGGAUUAUGCGGUUCGCAAACAACGCUAGAGCGAAAAGAGCGACAAGAACAAAGGGACCCCUGACAACAGACGAAAUUGAGAAGCAGAAACACUUUUGGUUGCUACGCGUACAGAGCCGGGGAAGUGAAAGCAUGGAGGAAGAUCGCCUGUGCCUAAACUUACAGAAGAACAAAGAUGGAUUGCUUGAGUGCCGUGGGAGACUGCAAGGGGUCUAUCCGAUAUACAUCCCAGACGCCACAACGUUCGCAAACAAAUAUGUCGAACACGUCCACAAAGCCACUCUUCACGGGGGAGUGGGGCUUACUAUGGCUAAAGUGAGAGAAGAGUUCUGGAUUCCCCGCCUGAGGCGCCUCGCGAAGAAAGUCAUCAGGGAGUGUUAUGGGUGCAAACGCUUCCAGGCUGUUGCUCUCGCAGCUCCACCCCCCGGUUUAUUGCCUCUGGAGAGAACUGAGGGCUCAACUCCCUUUGAAAUUGUUGGCGUAGAUUUUGCUGGGCCGAUUAAGUACCGCAAGUCCUCUCGUGUAGAAGGAAAAGGCUAUCUGGCGCUCUACACGUGCAGUUUAACGAGAGCCUUGUACUUGGAGGUCCUGCCUAAUCUGGAAACUACUACCUUUCUUUCAAGCUUGAAGCGUUUCAUCGCUAGACGUGGACGACCUUUAAAGAUCUUUUCAGACAAUGGAAAAACGUUCGUAGGAGCGGCAAACCUACUGAAAGGAAUCCAGAAAGAUGAGCAAGUUCAAGGCUACCUUGAAUCGGAGAAGAUUAUCUGGAGGUUUAACCUAAGUCGAGCACCCUGGUGGGGUGGCCAGUUUGAGCGACUAGUGGGCCUCUUCAAACGUGCAUCCUAUAAAGUAAUUGGUGGAGGAAUGCUAUCCUGGUCAGAGCUGUGCGAAGUCGUGCUGGAUGUUGAAACUCAACUAAAUCGCCGCCCCCUGUCCUAUGUAGAAGAUGACGUCCAGCUCCCUCUACUCACCCCAUCUUCUUUCCUAUUCCAAAGAUGUAUUCGCCUCCCUGAACAAGAACCAUGGCGAGAGGAGACAACUGACCUACGAAAGCGUGCCAAGUAUUUGAGGUCUUGUAAGGACGCUGUGUGGAGACGCUGGUCUCGAGAGUACUUGGCGGCGCUCAGAGAGCGUCACAACUGCAAUGGAAAAGGCAAGGCGAGGCCCUUAAAGCCUGGUGACGUCGUUCUCAUUCGUUCAGAAGAAAAGAACCGAGGAAAGUGGCCAUUAGGAGUGGUCGUUAAACUAUUCAACGGCCGUGAUGGAAUUGUACGUGGAGUGAAGCUGCGCGCAGGGAAAACGUUUCUGGAGAGGCCGAUUCAACACCUUUAUCCCAUGGAACUGGCAUGCGAUAGAGCGCCGGAGAGAGCUGAAGUCCUUACCCCCCUGAAUGCUAAAGCGCCAGUCUUUCGUCCACGGAGAGAUGCUGCGGUUGCCGCAAACUUGCGUAUUCGUGACGCUAUAGAGAGUGAAGAACUUUAA
Molecule: messenger RNA, 2820 nt
Organism: Pocillopora verrucosa
Lineage: Eukaryota; Metazoa; Cnidaria; Anthozoa; Scleractinia; Pocilloporidae
Source: RefSeq, a predicted model, not a curated record